UGUUGUUGACGUCGGCGUGACGUCACAUCCUGUUUGUGCUCUGGAAAGGAGCUGAAGGCCUGAAGCCUAAAAAAGAAAACCCCUCCAAAGUAGAUUUCAAGAAACUUAACAUCACAGCGAGAACGGUGUGGCGGAGUGUGAACUGCGGUGCUCUGUGUGUGUGUGUGCGCGCGUGUGUGUGUGCAUGUGUGGGUGAGUGUGUGUGUGUGUAUGAGUGUGUUCCUGGUUGUGAUCACUCCUGUCACUCUGGCCUGCUGAUCCUCUGACGCCUUCGCCCUCAGCUGCACACACUGACACGCAGACACACACUGAGACACACACAAACACAGCAUGAAUGAGGUUAGCGUGGUCAGAGAAGGUUGGCUCCACAAGAGAGGUGAAUACAUUAAGACAUGGAGGCCGCGGUAUUUUAUCCUGAAGAGUGAUGGGUCAUUUAUCGGUUAUAAGGAGAAACCUGAUGUGUCCGAGCCAAGCCAGCCCCCCCUCAACAACUUUUCUGUAGCAGAAUGCCAGCUAAUGAAGACUGAGCGGCCACGUCCCAAUACCUUCGUUAUUCGCUGCCUUCAGUGGACAACGGUUAUCGAGAGAACGUUCCAUGUGGACAGUAAUGCUGAGAGGGAGGAAUGGAUCCGAGCAAUCCAGGCUGUAGCAAAUGGACUGAAGACACGAGAGGAGGAAGAGCCGAUGGACAUUAACUUCAGCUCAUCAGGAGACAGCAGCAUGGAGACACCCAUGGCAAAAUCACGCAGCAAAGUGACAAUGAGUGACUUUGACUACCUGAAGCUGCUGGGUAAGGGCACGUUUGGGAAAGUAAUCCUGGUCAGAGAGAAAGCAACAGGUGUGCAUUAUGCCAUGAAGAUCCUGAGAAAGGAGGUCAUCAUCGCUAAGGAUGAGGUGGCUCACACAGUCACAGAGAGCCGGGUGCUGCAGAACACCAGACACCCUUUCCUUACGACACUAAAGUAUGCGUUCCAAACACACGACCGACUUUGCUUUGUCAUGGAGUAUGCUAACGGAGGCGAGCUGUUUUUCCACCUGUCCCGUGAACGUGUUUUCACGGAAGAUCGAGCACAGUUUUAUGGAGCUGAAAUUGUUUCUGCGCUUGAGUAUCUGCACUCACGAGAUGUCGUCUACCGAGAUCUGAAGCUGGAGAAUCUAAUGCUGGAUAAAGAUGGACAUAUUAAGAUCACAGAUUUUGGUUUGUGUAAGGAGGGAAUUACCAAUGAAGCCACCAUGAAGACCUUCUGUGGAACUCCAGAGUACCUUGCUCCAGAGGUACUGGAGGAUAAUGAUUACGGACGGGCAGUAGACUGGUGGGGUUUGGGUGUGGUUAUGUAUGAAAUGAUGUGCGGUCGACUGCCAUUCUAUAAUCAGGACCAUGAGCGGCUGUUUGAGCUUAUCCUCAUGGAGGAGAUCAGAUUCCCUCGGAACCUGUCACCUGAUGCCAAGAGCCUGCUUGCUGGCCUGCUCAAGAAAGACCCUAAACAAAGGUUGGGAGGAAGUUCUGAAGAUGCCAAAGAAGUGAUGGCUCACAGAUUUUUCUCCUCCAUUAACUGGCAGGAUGUACUGCAGAAAAAGCUCACCCCGCCUUUUAAGCCUCAGGUGACGUCAGAGACUGACACUCGCUAUUUUGAUGAGGAGUUCACUUUGCAGACCAUCACGGUCACACCGCCUGACCAGUAUGAUAGCUUGGAUGCGGAGGACACGGAUGCUCGAACUCACUUCCCUCAGUUCUCUUACUCUGCCAGUGUACGGGAGUGAAGGAGAGACCUACACAUACAUAUGCACACUCACACCAGCAAAACAGAUAUCAUUGCAACGCACACCUACACACACACUGUCUCACCAGCAACCUGGACACCAUGGUAACACCCAUUUGUACACACACACUGUUACCAGCAAACUGGAAACCGUUUACACACACACAUACACGCACGCGCACACAAACAAAUUGUCACCAGCAAAUCAAACACCAUGACAACUUGGCAACUUACUCACUGAUCAGCAGUCUGUUGACUAGUGAAGGCCUCAUUAAGCUGUGCCUGAUCCAGAUUGAUCCUCCAGGCUGUCUGUUACACUACACACACGCCUUUUAAUAGAAUGAGUCAAAGACUCAUUGUGUUGAACACCUCAGAAACAGCAAAUACUGUAUACACACACACACACACACACUCUCUUGUAUGCACGUUUUAACCGAGUUUAAAAAGAAGUAGAACUUCGGAUUGUUACAGUUUUUAAUACAGGAAAAAAAGAAAGCACGCAAGAAGCCAUCCUGCAGUGCAAGUGCCCUUUUUAUGCAUUCAGUUGUUACUGUGGUGUUUCAGCAACACAUACUGCUGAUAGAGAGAAUGUGUGUGUGUGUGUUUGUGUGAACGGUGAUGUGUGUAUGUUCUGAAUGUACAUCUUUAAGUGUGUGUUUGUGUUGAUUUGAAUCUGUACAGGACCCAUACUUUUGGGGUGGGACAGGGGGAAGGGGGGGUGGGAGUGGGAUUGCUGACAUAUAUAUGUACCCAUGCACACACAUACAGAUACAGUAGAUGUGUAAAGGGAAAAUCGCAGCCACAGCUCUGUGGAUGAGUGUGUGUGUGUGUGUGGAGUGUGUCCAUUUUCUGCACCUGUAAGGCUGUGUCAUCACUGUGUAACCCAGGGGUCUGCUACAGACGGCAGAAUUCCACACAGUACAAGCACUGGGAAGAUGUAGUCUUAGUUACAUUGGUUAGAGACACCAGAGUCGUCACUUGGCAGGUGUCGCAGAGGAAUCACUAAACUGUGCUGUGUAGGACUCUGCAGAAAUCUGCACAGCUCUACGUGACCACACCCCACAACUGCAGCCGGCCUCCUGCUGUAAAACACCCAGUCACUCAGCUGUACAAUUCUGCAGGCUUUGAUGUAAAGAGAUUUUUAUUAAAUGAGAAUUUGAAAUGUGUCUCUCUUGCUCUUCUCUCUGUCUCUCUGUUAUGCUGUUUAAUGAUCUCAGUUAGGAUGAGAGCUGAUGGGAGUGAGGUGGAGUGAGUUUUAUGUAUUUUUUUUUUUUUCUGUUUUAUUUUGCCUUUUCUGUUUGUUUCCUGAACAGAUCAGACAUUUGACAUUUUUGCUUCUUUUGUUCCUGAAAUCGUCCUGUUGAGCUCAAUAUAAAUAUAAUCUAUUCCACCAGA
This is a messenger RNA of Hemibagrus wyckioides, 3155 nucleotides long. It is a transcript of the gene akt2, whose product is annotated as v-akt murine thymoma viral oncogene homolog 2. The record is from RefSeq and is a predicted model, not a curated record. Lineage: Eukaryota; Metazoa; Chordata; Actinopteri; Siluriformes; Bagridae. The coding region runs from base 331 to 1761 and encodes 476 amino acids. Gene Ontology annotation, molecular function: protein serine/threonine kinase activity; ATP binding. Gene Ontology annotation, biological process: protein phosphorylation. The transcript is spliced from 14 exons.